AUGCCGAUUGACCGCUUGGGACUCGGCGAGGCUACAGCCGGGAAUCAUACAAGGCUCAGUCUGAUUGGCCGGUUAUGGAAGCACCAUGCAGAACAUGGGGGUUACUUCAUCCAUGACCUUUUAGACAUGAUCUUCAACCAGAAGAUCAGCCAGUCCUGGGAGCUGGUUUUCCAUCACCUGGUGGUCAUCACCUGCUUCGGGAUUUCUGCUCUCAGCUUCCGCUACGUGGGCUUUGCGGUGGUGGCCCUGCUGGUGGAGAUCAACUCCAUCUUCCUGCACCUGCGGCAGAUGCUGCGCAUGUCCGGCCUGGCCAAGAGCACCGUGUACCGGCUGAACAGCAUGGUGAACCUGGGCACCUACGUGGUGUUCCGCAUCAGCACGCUGGCCUGGAUGACGCGAUGGCUGGUGCUGAACCGCAGCCUCAUCCCGCUGCUCAUUUACACGGUGGGCAGUGUGGGAAUGGCCAUUAUGACCGCGAUGAACAUCGUCCUCUUUUACCGACUGCUGCGCAGUGACUUCCUGAUAAGCGGCCGUGAAACAAGGAGGGAGAAGGAGAUGUAGGAGAAGAAGCCCCGCCCCCAUCUCAGCCUCAGCCCCCACCUCCUCUCUCAAGUCCCAGGACGAUUUGGCUCCACUCCUAGGAUAAUUCUGCUAGCAUUAAUACAUUAAUUAGUUUUUCACGGGCUUCUAAAAAUGACGACAUGAGCACAUGUUCAAAAUUUGCGCAUUAGAACCAUUCAGCACGAUAAUUGGAGGUGAAUAAUUUCCCAUCUUCAAAAAGAUGGAAAUCAAAGUUAUGUUCAAGUGAUGCUAAAUUCUUAGCAUGCGGGUAAAUGGGUAUCUUCGGUCCUUGUAUGCCUAAAUGAAAAUAUAUUUUCUAUACGUUUCAAGGAGAUUUGAAAUUACGUGCAUUAAUAAAGGCCGUGGUCAUCAGCAUAGUAGUUUAAAGGUAACAAUGAACUUUCCUAGAGUGUAUUUUUAAUACCAGCACUAAAAGAGAUUGCAGUGAAUCCUCUUAAUUUAAAUAUUUGUGCUACCUCAGAGGCGUGUUGUACAAGUGUUUUUUGUUUUUAAUUAGGCCUAUUACUCGUGGUGUUUUUGUUUCUACCUGUAAAACUAAGCACAAUGUUCACUGGUGUGUCUCCACCCGGUGGCAUCGCCUACGGACCUCAGGGCAGCAAACGCCGCGGGUUGGAUGGUUGGUCUGUCUGACAGGAAUGACUGGCCCUCGGCCGGCAGCGGAGUCCCAGCCCCGGAAAGCUGUACGUGCGGAUGCAGGCGCCGCGCACAUCUGCUGUUUACGUUACCGGCUGCACAAAGGGCCACACAUCCCAGUAACCACUAAUGAUUAGCCAGACAAUGCACCGUUCAGCCGACCACUUACUUAUUCGUACACAGCCAACUCCUUCCAGACCUGCUACGAAGAUAUAGUUAUAUCAUGUUCGAAUCCAUUCACAGCUUUUCUUGCAAAAAAAGAUCCUUAAGGACUUCCGUUGGCAGUAAAAAUCAACUAGUUAGGACAUUUAGUUGUGUGAGUGUUUGGCUGAGUGAAGCUACUCGUCUCGUGCUGCGACAGGACUCACGAGGAUCCAUAAACAUUAGAAAUUAAAGCGACCCGUAAUUUUCCCUUAGUUGUAAUUACCUUUUUGGUCACAGGGUGGUGCAUUGGCAUAGUGAAAAAUGUCUCAGCAGUAUUAUCGUUUUGUGAAACAAUAAUUUAGACGGCUCUGGUCCCAACUCUUUAUGUAGUCUAUUUAAGCCCCUUUGCCAUUUGUAAAUGUUCUUUUCUAUUUAUCUGUGUAAAUAAUUUUUUUCUAUUUUUAUGUAAUAGAUGAACUAAUUUGAAACGAGAAUAUACAUUUGACACAUUUUGUACUGAGUCUGAUAUAAUUAACUAUUUCGUCUUCAUGCGUUUUCAAGUGACUUAAGAUUUUGUGUUGAAUAUUGUUUAAAUUGCGUAUAAGAUUCUAGUCUUUAUCUCAAUUUAGUUUUAAUACUAAAUAAAUCACUAAAUGUAUAAUGUAUGUUUCUUUGUAAUGUAAGAGUUUUUGUUUUUACAUAAAAUAAUGACGAAUGAAA
Molecule: messenger RNA, 2079 nt
Organism: Paramormyrops kingsleyae
Lineage: Eukaryota; Metazoa; Chordata; Actinopteri; Osteoglossiformes; Mormyridae
Source: RefSeq, a predicted model, not a curated record